Messenger RNA from Prosopis cineraria, 2018 nucleotides. RefSeq names its product WRKY transcription factor 44-like. The transcript has 6 exons. Gene Ontology annotation, molecular function: DNA-binding transcription factor activity; sequence-specific DNA binding. Gene Ontology annotation, biological process: regulation of DNA-templated transcription. The coding region runs from base 437 to 1630 and encodes 397 amino acids. Lineage: Eukaryota; Viridiplantae; Streptophyta; Magnoliopsida; Fabales; Fabaceae. The record is from RefSeq and is a predicted model, not a curated record.
CCCACUUUUAGCUAGUAUUAUUUUCACCAGUUCAUUCUGUGUUCUUCAUAAUUCUGGUCAUUUUGAUCGAUAUUUGUCAGCAGACUAGACCUUUUGCCUGUUUUUUGCAACAUUACUUGUUUCUUGAUUUGACAGAGGCAUCUCCCUUCUCUUCAUCUUUUCCUUCUGGAACAGACUACUGCUAUUUUCUGUGCUGUAUCAUUCACACCAAUUAAACCCUCUUGGAUAGGUUGGUCAUUUUGGAAGAGCACAGACAAGAAGAAACAUGAGCUAAUUUUACUAUGAAUGAAAGUAGAAUGCGCAAUGGGAAGUAGAUAACCUAGUAACACGAAGACAUACCUUAAAAACAGAAAAAAAGCUAGUGGUUAAAGAUGAUGGUUUUGCUCCUUUCUCCUACAUAAAGGAAUCACAACUUUGCAAAGCAUAGCCAUUGAAGAUGGAAGUUGAGGAAGCAGAAAGAGUAGUAGUGAUUGCAAAACCAAUUGCUUCAAGACCUGCUUGCUCCACCUUUAGACCUCUCUCAGUUGCAGGUGCCAUUAAUGCAUCUUCUUCCGCUGUUCAAUCUUCUCAAACACCAGAUUCGGCCAUUAGACCCAAAACUGUGAGGUUCAAGCCAUCCCUGUAUCACCCUCUUCCUCCUGCCGGGUUUGAUUCUUCUCAGUGGGCGAAAUCUGACAAGAUUUACAAGCCAAUGGCAAAACUUGCAUCAAAGACCACUGUCUCUCUUUUGGCAAAUAUGAGAAAUUGCAGCACCAGUUAUCAUCAACCUCCACUGCAAGAAAAGUUCAGGUCCUAUUCGCACCCAAAUAGUAAUGGCCCACAAGCAGCUGAACCUUGUAAGGUGGUACCACAGAACAUGAUAGAGGAAGACACAAAAGCUUUAACAUUCCAUAAUCAUGGCGCUCGACCUUCAUAUGAUGGAUACAACUGGAGAAAAUAUGGGCAGAAGCAGGUUAAAGGAAGUGAGUAUCCGAGGAGUUAUUAUAAAUGCACAAAUCCUAAUUGUCCAGCCAAGAAGAAGGUGGAAAGAUCACUUGAUGGCCAGAUUACAGAGAUAGUAUAUAAUGGUGAGCACAAUCAUUCAAAGCCUCAGCCUCUUAAGCGAAACCCAGCUUUAGGAUCUGAAUUGGUGGGUGAUGGAAUGAGUCAAGACAGUAACACAUACAACAAUUUAGGGAGCAGUGACAAUGGAGAGAGGAAAGAAGACAAAGCUCCGUUGGUUGAUGGUGGUGAGGGAAGAAGCAAGGAGUUUGAGGUAGAGGAAGAUGAGCUUAGCAGUAAAAGAAGGAAAAAUGAGAAUCAAUCAUACGGAACAGUGGUUUCAGAGGAUAGUGAAGAGCCGGUAAGGGUGGUACCAAGUUCUGCAGAUUCUGAAAUAGUAGGAGACGGCUUUCGCUGGAAAAAAUAUGGGCAGAAGGUUGUGAAAGGCAAUCCAUAUCCCAGAAGUUACUACAGAUGUACUAACAUGAAGUGCAAGGUGAGAAAACAUGUAGAAAGAGCAAUAGAUGAGCCAAGAUCAUUUAUCACCAAGUACGAGGGAAAGCACAACCACGAGAUGCCACUCAGGAUUAUUAGGAAUGACAACGUUAACGACCAAGAUUCACAGGCCGAGCUUGCUUCUCUUCAAUAACGACAAGUCCGCAGUAUGCAUAGCUUAAUAUAGUUCAUCUCGAAGCACGUCCAGAAUGAUUCGAGUUCAUCACAAAGCUAUGAAACGUUCAAUUCAGUGGCUCUACUUGCUGAUGUUUUGUAUAGUCGGUGAAUUACUGGCAGUCUAGCACUACUUUCCCUGCUUCGCCAGCUGAUAUUUCGUUCUCACUUCAUAUCUCUUGGGCAGCGUCAGUACCAUAUUCUGUAGACUUAUUUGAUGGAAUUAGAUUUGCUGCAUUUCCUUAAUUAAAUGUACCGCAUGCACCUUUUUUUAAUUAUUAUUAAAGAAGAGAUGUAGAAGGUGAUCGAGGAAUGACGAAUGAUGUGUAUGAUGUAUUGAAUAAUAAUAAUAAGAGAAAAUUUCACUA